UCCAAAUCUAGAAAGAAGCAGUUGGUCCCUGCCUUCAUUCGAGUGCCAAGCCUCUAAGGCAGAAGCAGGAGUCAUUUCUCCAGACUGGGCUGGCCUGUGUGGGUGUUCAGCUGGUUGUUUCCAUCACCUCACGAAAGAUAUCCUGAUCAAAUUUCUUCAUGGCUUGUAUUGAAAAUGUCCUUGGAGGGCACGCUCCCUCACCCAUGAUAGUAGCUGUGGACAAAAAUGGGAACCAGGAGCUGCACCACGACAUGCCCCUGCAAUGUCUGAGUUCCAAGCUGGAGGAUGACGCAGAGCCCUGGGGUCAAACUCAAGUACCGCUGAGACCUUCCGUCAAUGUGCUGACUGAUCUGGCUAGAGAGCAACUGGAGUGCCCCUCUGAGAGAACAGGAUCCUGCAUUCCUGUUCAUAGUUUGAGAGCUCUCAUACACCCCUAUGGUCCACCACCUGCUGUUGCAGAAGAGUCCCUAGCAACAGCAGAAGUAAAUAGCUCGGAUGCACUGGCAGGCUGGAGGCAGGAGGGACAGGAUGCUAUUAAUGUGUCCUGGGAAGUCUCUGGUGGUCCUCCUGCAAUGAUAGGAGGGGGCACAAAUGUCAACAAUGGAGGCACUGAGAGAGGUAGUAAUAAUGCAAGGUUGCAUGUGGCUUUGCCACGAGGUAAAGGGUUUUUUGCACCCAGGUGCCCACAAGUGAGAGGCCCUUCACAUAUUCCCACCCUUAGAUCAGGGAUAGUAAUGGAGGUGCCUCCUGGAAAUACACGAAUAGCCUGCAGGGGAAAGCUGGCUCAUGUUUCUUUUCCACUCAGGGGCCCAUGCCACCCCAUGCAUAAUUGGCCAAGGCCUAUCCCGUUGUCUUCCAGUACUCCAGGUUUACCUUCUUGUUCUACUGCUCAUUGCUUCAUCCCUCCUCGACCUCCAAUUUUCAAUCCAUUUCUCACUAUGCCUAUUCCUUUUGCUCCUCCUCUGAUAUGUCCUCCACUGCCUUCUUAUUUUGCCCAUUUCCAUUCUGCGGGAAUGCCAACUCCUGCAUCACCCACCAGAGAGCACAGCUGAUGGCGAAAAUUAAUAAAAGGAGGAAAAAAGGAUUUUCGAAAGAGGUGAAAGUUAUUCAUGUAUGCUUUUACAUUUGACACCUUGUACCCUCCCACACUCUGUUUAGCACUAAUGUGCCCUACAUACUGGAGAUUUAAUAAAGAAUGUGAAGUUUGAAA
Messenger RNA from Callithrix jacchus (white-tufted-ear marmoset), 1210 nucleotides. RefSeq names its product proline rich 32 (gene PRR32). NCBI's taxonomy places the organism in Eukaryota, Metazoa, Chordata, Mammalia, Primates, Cebidae. The record is from RefSeq and is a predicted model, not a curated record.